Larimichthys crocea (large yellow croaker) is the source of this 3619-nucleotide messenger RNA. It is a transcript of the gene slc38a7, whose product is annotated as solute carrier family 38 member 7. The transcript is spliced from 12 exons. Bases 324 to 1697 code for a protein of 457 amino acids. Lineage: Eukaryota; Metazoa; Chordata; Actinopteri; Sciaenidae. The record is from RefSeq and is a predicted model, not a curated record. Gene Ontology annotation, biological process: amino acid transmembrane transport. Gene Ontology annotation, cellular component: membrane. Gene Ontology annotation, molecular function: L-glutamine transmembrane transporter activity; L-asparagine transmembrane transporter activity.
UGCAAAACACAGACAGCCCAGUCAUUACCUGCGGCGGAGGCUGUUUGACACUGAAGGUACGUCUCUUUUUGUCAGCGUUUUAUCUCGUAACAGCUCACUGAACAUCGACGACAUGAAGGUGAAGAUUUCGGAAAGGCUCCACUGGUGAUCAGACGCCUCCUGCAUCCUGACUGUUAUGGAAUUUGAGACGCCAGACACAAAGCACUGACUGCUCCUGCGUGAUUCCCACUACUAUCUUUUCCUCCACUUGGAGAAUUUUAGACUUUUUUUUUUUACUUAGGUGUGUGUGAGGCUUGGCAGACCAAGUUAUAGCUUGUUGACUCAUGGCGAUUAACACGGAUGUUGAAGACUGGGGCGGAGUCGGGAGUAAUGACUCUGGAGAAAGGGCAUGGCUCUUGCAGAGUCCCAGCGUGGAUUCAGAUCGUCAUCUUGACACGGAGGGGAGGAGGAGCGGGGGUGUGUCGUCUUUGGGAGCGUGUUUCAUCGUAGUGAACGCAGCACUUGGAGCAGGUCUACUUAAUUUCCCUGCAGCCUUCAGUAUGGCUGGAGGUGUAACUGCAGGAGUGAUGCUUCAAAUGUUCAUGCUGAUCUUCAUAAUCUGUGGACUGGUGGUCCUCGGCUACUGCUCUCUGGUCAGUAACGAGAGCACCUAUCAGGAAGUUGUUCGAGCCACUUGUGGGAAAGUCACAGGAGUCAUAUGUGAAGUAGCCAUCGCUAUCUACACCUUUGGGACGUGUAUUGCUUUCUUUAUUGUCAUUGGAGACCAGCUGGAUCGCUUGAUAGCUGCAGUGGCUCAUGAUACUGAUAGCACAGUCCACGGCUACUGGUACACUGACCGCAAAUUUACCAUAGUUGUCACUGCAGUCUUGAUUAUUCUUCCUCUCUCCAUCCCCAAAGAGAUUGGCUUCCAGAAGUAUGCCAGUGCACUGAGUGUGAUGGGCACCUGGUACGUUACCAUUGUGAUCAUUAUAAAGUAUUUUGAGCCGGAUAAGGAGGUUUCUCCGGGCUAUAUUCCCACCAGUUCUACUUCCUGGACUGCAGUUUUCAAUGCAAUGCCUACCAUAUGCUUUGGUUUCCAGUGCCAUGUCAGCUGUGUGCCAGUGUUCAACAGCAUGAGGAGGAAAGAGAUCAAACCUUGGGGACUUGUGGUCACUCUCAGCAUGAUUAUCUGUCUUUUUGUUUACACAGGAACAGGUGUUUGUGGCUUCCUGACAUUCGGCUCCAAUGUUAAUCAGGAUGUGUUGAUGUCGUACCCCUCUAACGAUAUUGCCGUGGCCAUCGCAAGAGCUUUUAUUGUCAUCUGUGUCAUCACUUCCUACCCUAUUUUACACUUCUGUGGCAGAGCGGUUAUUGAAGGACUUUGGCUACGUUUCCAAGGCGAGCAGGUGGAGGUGUGCGUCCGCCGUGAGCAGAGGAGGAGGAUCCUGCAGACUCUGGUGUGGUUUGUUGUCACCCUCGUCCUUGCCCUCUUCAUCCCAGACAUUGGUCGGGUAAUCUCACUGAUUGGAGGAUUGGCAGCCUGUUUUAUCUUUGUAUUCCCAGGUUUGUGUUUGAUGCAAGCCAAGCUGUCAGAAACAGACAACCGAUCUGCAAGCUGGCAUGGGAUGGUGAUCUUCGGUGUUGUCAUGGUUACACUUGGAGCUUUCAUCUUCGGGCUCACCACGACCAACUCCAUCUAUCAAGAUGUCGUCAGCUAAAAGGGACAUUUUUAUCGGCAACAGCAGUGUCCUUGUUGUUGAAGAUGGGGGUGGGGGGGUGCUUAGUCCAUUGCUGCUAUUCUGAAAUACUGGAUAAAGAUGAAGAAGCAUCUCAUUUUAAAAAAAUCAACACCCACUAUGGCAUGCCACCCUGCUGUAGGGCUCUUUACUCAGUCAGGUUGUCAUCAGAGACACCCCACCUCACCUUUUCUUUUGUGUAACGUUAAAUUGCAUGUUUUAUGUUUUCAUGAUGAUUUUAACUUGCAGUGGGAGCGCGUUUUGACAGAUCAGCCGGGCGCCAGACAGAACGGCUUCCCCUGUCUCUGGGCUCUGUGUGGACAACACAUUCCUGUCGUGUUUACAAGAGCUGACGGACUUUUGUACAAUGAGCUCUUAUAAUCAAAUUGAUUUUAAUAAUGGAAUUGUACCAAUUUGUGUAUUUUAUCUUGUCAAAGUAAAUGUUUCUUAUUGAAAAUGACAUGCUGUGGUUUCCAGGUCUAAUCCACACACUGCUCAUAGUGUGUCCACAAAUUACAUUAAGGGAUAGUUUUGCAUCAUUAAUGAGUGAUGUGUUGACUGCAGCACUGGGCAGUUCAAGUCUUGCUAAUUUGUUGAUUUCCAGUCUGUACCUCUGACUCUUUUUCCAGAGUUGGAAAAAGUCAGAUGGCCCUUUAAAAAAAACCCAUUAACUGGCAGAUGGACUGAAAACCACAGCAGUGUAUCUCUUCAAACACUGUGCUCGGGUCUGCAGGGUGUCCAAGACGAGCAGAACCUCCACAUUCAGGAUAUGAAAAGCCAAACUUGAUUCCUUACAGUUGUGAAAAUGCGACUCUGUGUGAAUGUAUGGAAAAAUGGAUGUAACGCACACAGACUUCAGUUUGCACAUAAUUUACAUAAAACACUUUUGUGUUGAUGCACAGUCUACAGACAGCUUGUUUGUCAGGAGGGAGAAGCCAACUAAUCAAACUCUGAGUGUGAGGUUUGAUUUACUUGAAUCAGUACACACCACUGCAGGCUUCAUUUUUAGUCUUUUUUUUUUUUUUAACCUAGUGUGAGUUUUCUUUUGCUUUUUGGGCCAAAUAUACACAACCUUAAUUAUCUUAACACUAAUUAAAGAUAUUCAUAACACAAUUAUUGAGAUACUUAAAGGCUUUACUAUUAAAUGGUAAUGAAGGGCAAAGAUGAGUGGAUUUAUUUGAUCAGACUGUAACACAGCUAAUAAUCUUGUGUACAUUGUAAAAAUGUUAUAAUCUUUAAUUCGAGUGAGGUUCAAGACUUGACAGUUGUUUUUUUUUACUGUUAUUCCAGGUUGAUAAACACCAGAAAUGUACAGUGUUUCAUUUGUGGACACGAGGGACAGAGAAUGUAAAAGAGAUUGUUUUUUUUUUAUUAUGGAGAAGCCAUUAUGUCACAGUGUUGGACUAAAUACACUUCUGAGUAAGGGACAGAAGCUAUAGUCAAAACAAUAAUGUUGCCUGUGACCUGUAUAAAAACAGUGUUGGACUGUUUUUAUUUUAUUAAAAAAUAAUAAUCUUGCAAUCAUUGUUGGAAUAUAAAUAGUCUUUAUGGUUUGGUGUCGAACCAUUUGUGUCAAUUUAUUUGAACCUUUUGGUGCUACAGACAAGUUUGUCUUGUCAUGAGUGAUGAAUGUCAGAUGCAUUUAUGAUUUGUCAGUGUUUUACUGUGUUUUCAUGGUAAAGAUGUAGUUUUCUUUUCCCUCUCCAAUGCAUUUGUUCAAGAAUCAUGUUUGUAAGUUAACUUUGUGUGUGAGACAACAGGAAACAUUCAUGUUCAUUGCAAGUUUUAAUAGAAAUACAAGUGUGUGAAAUACAAAUAAAUGAAUCACAAUCAAAGCAUGUGAACAAAUCUGACAAUCCAUGUUACUGGCAGUUCUUUUAAUAAAGACACAAAUGGAAGUGGAA